CAGUUCCGGGAAACCCCGCGUGCUGCCGGGAUCGCGUCUCGGUCCGUGACGGGGGGGGGGGGGGGUGGCGCGCGCGCCAUUUCUAGUCGUUUUCAAAGCGCCUCGCGCUGGUUCUCACGGGCCCGGCCACCGGCCCCAGCUCUGCCCUGUUCAUCAGAAUUUGAGUUUUGCCUUGAGAAACAUUUAUCCACCCAGAGAUUAACCACGGAGUCUGCCUCUAUAUAGACAUUAGUGGCAUAAUAAAAUGGCUAAUCAGGUGAAUGGUAAUGCGGUACAGUUAAAAGAAGAGGAAGAACCAAUGGAUACUUCCAGUGUAAAUCACACAGAACACUACAAGACACUGAUAGAGGCAGGCCUCCCUCAGAAGGUGGCAGAAAGACUUGAUGAAAUAUUUCAGACAGGAUUGGUAGCUUAUGUCGAUCUUGAUGAAAGAGCAAUUGAUGCUCUCAGGGAAUUUAAUGAAGAAGGAGCUCUGUCUGUACUACAGCAGUUCAAGGAAAGUGACUUAUCACAUGUUCAGAACAAAAGUGCAUUUUUAUGUGGAGUUAUGAAGACCUACAGGCAAAGGGAGAAACAGGGGAGCAAGGUGCAAGAGUCCACAAAGGGACCUGAUGAAGCAAAGAUCAAGGCCUUACUUGAAAGGACCGGUUACACCUUGGACGUAACCACAGGACAGAGGAAGUAUGGCGGUCCCCCCCCAGACAGUGUGUACUCUGGCGUGCAACCUGGAAUCGGAACGGAAGUCUUUGUAGGUAAAAUACCAAGAGAUUUAUACGAGGAUGAAUUGGUGCCUCUUUUUGAAAAGGCUGGUCCCAUUUGGGAUCUGCGUCUUAUGAUGGAUCCACUGUCUGGUCAGAACAGAGGGUAUGCAUUCAUCACCUUCUGUGGAAAGGAAGCCGCGCAGGAAGCUGUUAAACUGUGUGACAGCUAUGAAAUUCGCCCUGGUAAACACCUUGGAGUGUGCAUUUCAGUGGCAAACAACAGGCUUUUUGUUGGAUCAAUUCCGAAGAAUAAGACUAAAGAAAACAUUCUGGAAGAAUUCAGUAAAGUCACAGGUUUAACAGAGGGUUUGGUGGACGUUAUUCUCUAUCAUCAACCCGAUGACAAAAAGAAGAAUCGGGGGUUCUGCUUCCUUGAGUAUGAGGAUCACAAGUCAGCAGCACAAGCCAGACGCCGGCUGAUGAGUGGAAAAGUAAAAGUGUGGGGAAAUGUAGUUACAGUUGAAUGGGCUGACCCUGUGGAAGAACCAGACCCAGAAGUCAUGGCUAAGGUGAAAGUUUUAUUUGUGAGAAACUUGGCUACUACAGUGACAGAAGAAAUAUUGGAAAAGUCAUUUUCUGAGUUUGGAAAACUUGAAAGAGUGAAGAAGUUGAAAGAUUAUGCAUUUGUUCAUUUCGAAGACAGAGGAGCAGCUGUUAAGGCCAUGGAUGAAAUGAAUGGCAAAGAAAUAGAAGGGGAAGAAAUUGAAAUAGUCUUAGCCAAGCCACCAGACAAGAAAAGGAAAGAGCGCCAAGCUGCUAGACAGGCCUCCAGGAGUACUGCGUAUGAAGAUUAUUACUAUCACCCUCCUCCUCGCAUGCCACCUCCAAUUAGAGGUCGGGGUCGUGGUGGGGGGAGAGGUGGAUAUGGCUACCCUCCAGAUUACUAUGGCUAUGAAGAUUACUAUGAUGAUUACUAUGGUUAUGAUUAUCACGACUAUCGUGGAGGCUAUGAAGAUCCCUACUACGGCUAUGAUGAUGGCUAUGCAGUAAGAGGAAGAGGAGGAGGAAGGGGAGGGCGAGGUGCUCCACCACCACCGAGGGGGCGGGGAGCACCACCUCCAAGAGGUAGAGCUGGCUACUCACAGAGGGGGGCACCUUUGGGACCACCAAGAGGCUCUAGGGGUGGCAGAGGGGGUCCUGCACAACAGCAGAGAGGCCGUGGUUCCCGUGGAUCUCGGGGCAACCGUGGGGGCAAUGUAGGAGGCAAGAGAAAGGCAGACGGGUACAACCAACCUGACUCCAAGCGCCGUCAGACCAACAACCAACAGAACUGGGGUUCCCAACCCAUCGCUCAACAGCCGCUUCAGCAAGGUGGUGACUAUUCUGGUAACUAUGGUUACAAUAAUGACAACCAGGAAUUUUAUCAGGAUACUUAUGGGCAACAGUGGAAAUAGACAAGUGAGGGCUUGAAAAUGAUAUUGACAAGAUACGAUUGGCUCUAGAUCUACAUCCUUCAAAAAAAAUUGGCUUAUCUGUUUCAUCUUUAAGUAGCAAUUUGCUGCCAUUUGUAUUUGGCUGAAGAAAUCACUAUUGUGUAUAUACUCAAGUCUUUUUAUUUUUUCCUCUUUUCAUAAAUGCACUUGGACAUUAUUGGGCUUGCAGAGUUCCCUUUCUGGGAGUUACAAUGCUUUUAUCGUUUCAGGCUUCAUUUUAGCUUCAAAACAAGCUGAGCACACUGUUAAAAUCAUGAUUUUGCAGAACCUUUGGUUUUGGACAGUUUCAUUUUUUGGAUUUGGGAUAGCUUACAUAGGGGUAUGGAGUAUGCUGUAAAUAAAAAUACAAGCUAGUGCUUUGUCUUAGUAGUUUGAAGAAAUUAAAAGCAAACAAAUUUAAGUUUUCUUGUAUUGAAAAUAACCUAUGAUUGUAUGUUUUGCAUUCCUAGAAGUAGGUCAACUGUGUUUUUAAAUUGUUAUAACUUCACACCUUUUUGAAACCUGCCCUACAAAAUUUGUUUGGCUUAAACGUCAAAGCCGUGACAAUUUGUUCUUUGAUGUGAUUGUAUUUCCAAUUUCUUGUUCAUGUAAGAUUUCAAUAAAACUCAAAAAUCUAUUCAAAACA
This is a messenger RNA of Cervus elaphus (red deer), 2819 nucleotides long. It is a transcript of the gene HNRNPR, whose product is annotated as heterogeneous nuclear ribonucleoprotein R. The record is from RefSeq and is a predicted model, not a curated record. Gene Ontology annotation, cellular component: ribonucleoprotein complex; nucleus. The coding region runs from base 245 to 2155 and encodes 636 amino acids. The transcript has 12 exons. Gene Ontology annotation, molecular function: mRNA binding. NCBI's taxonomy places the organism in Eukaryota, Metazoa, Chordata, Mammalia, Artiodactyla, Cervidae.